UUGUCUUUUGUUUUUCACCAUGCCUGAACCAGUCAAAUCUGCUCCAGUCCCUAAAAAGGGCUCCAAGAAGGCUAUUAACAAGGCUCAGAAGAAGGAUGGAAAGAAGCGCAAACGCAGCCGCAAAGAGAGCUACUCUGUUUAUGUGUACAAGGUGCUGAAGCAGGUCCACCCCGACACUGGUAUCUCCUCCAAGGCUAUGGGGAUCAUGAACUCCUUCGUCAACGACAUCUUUGAGCGUAUCGCCGGGGAAGCGUCACGCCUGGCGCAUUACAACAAGCGCUCGACCAUCACUUCGAGGGAGAUCCAGACGGCCGUGCGCCUACUGCUGCCCGGGGAAUUGGCCAAGCACGCCGUUUCCGAGGGCACCAAGGCCGUCACCAAGUAUACCAGCUCCAAGUGAGCCUCUCGCUGCAGUUACAGGUCCUCCCUGACCCACACCCCAAAGGCUCUUUUCAGAGCCGUCCACGUUUCAAGAAAGAGCCAGUUCACUGUUAAGUUUGUCUCCCGUUAGGUACCCUUUGGGGCUCGCUUGGUACUAUAAAUGUACGUGUGUGUGUGUGUGUGUGUGUGUGUGUGUGUGUGUGUGUGGUGUAGUCUCACUUUGUGGCUCGCUUGGUACUAUAAAUGUACGUGUGUGUGUGUGUGUGUGUGGUGUAGUCUCACUUUGUUGCCCCCCCUGGAGUGCAGUGGCACGAUCUCGGUUCACUGCAAUCUCCACCUUCCGGGUUCAAGCGAUUUUUCUGCCUCAGCCUCUCGAGUAGGUGUGACCACAGGCGUGUGGCACCAGGCCCUGCUAAUUUUUGUAUUUUUAGUAAAUACGGGGUUUCACCACGUUGGCCAGACUGGUAUCGAACUCCUGACCUUAGGUGGUCCACUUGCCUCGGCCUCCCAAAGUGUUGGGAUCACAGGUGUGAGCCACUGCGCCCGGCCCAAAAUAUUUUGAAGAGGAUUAUUAGCAAGUAUGAGUGACCGUGGCUUAGGGAAGACACAACCUCCUGAGACCAUGAGAAAGUGGUUCUGAGGCAGUCAGAAUGCAACUGUUUUGUACAUUUUAGGGAAGCGGAAGUUAUUGGUAAAGUCAUAAAUAAAUGUGUGGAGGGUUAGUCCAGGCGCGGUGGCUCACGCCUGUAAUCCCAGCACUUUGGGAGUCAGAGGCGGGCGGAUCACUUGAGAUCAGGAGUUUGAGACCACCCUGGCCAACGUGGUGAAACCCCGUCUGUACUAAAAAUACAAAAAAUUAAAUGGGUGCAGUGGCACAUGCCUGUAACGCCAGCUUCUUGGGAGGCCGAGGCAGGAGAAUCGCUUGAACCCGGGAGGCAGAGGUUGCAGUGAGCCGAGUCGUGAUCGCAACACUGCACUAACCUGGGCAACAGAGCAAGACUCUGUCUCAAAAAAAAUCAGGUAAAUCAAAGAAAAUGAACUGGAAAAAAUAAUUGC
Molecule: messenger RNA, 1437 nt
Organism: Pongo pygmaeus (Bornean orangutan)
Lineage: Eukaryota; Metazoa; Chordata; Mammalia; Primates; Hominidae
Product: histone H2B type 1-M
Exons: 1
Coding region: 20-400 (126 amino acids)
Cellular component (GO): nucleosome
Molecular function (GO): protein heterodimerization activity; structural constituent of chromatin; DNA binding
Source: RefSeq, a predicted model, not a curated record